This is a messenger RNA of Malania oleifera, 1562 nucleotides long. RefSeq lists its product as uncharacterized. The transcript has 4 exons. NCBI's taxonomy places the organism in Eukaryota, Viridiplantae, Streptophyta, Magnoliopsida, Santalales, Ximeniaceae. The record is from RefSeq and is a predicted model, not a curated record. Gene Ontology annotation, cellular component: nucleoplasm; mitochondrion. Gene Ontology annotation, molecular function: cadherin binding. The coding region runs from base 434 to 1240 and encodes 268 amino acids.
AUUCUAUAAAUUUGUCUUAAAUUUCAUCUGAAUUUGAAAAAAAUCUAAAUUCUAAUACCUAAAAUUCAGUCUCCCCAACACUUCUUUAUUAAAAUUCAGUUCACCUUCACACCUUUUUAAAAAUUCAAAUUGGUGACCUUUAUGCUGGAGGAAUAAUUCUAUUAAUUAGUAAUGAAAAAAUUAGAAUAUAGAUUGAUUAUGAAACAAAUGAUGUCAUUUCUCUUCUCUCUAGGGUUUUUCCAUUGGAGUUGAACUUUAAGCCUCAGUUCUUGAGCUUCUUGUCUGAUUUACACAUCUCCUCCUUGUUUUCGAAAAACCCUUUUGUUGCUCGACUGAAAAUUAACCCAAAAAUGAAAAGAUCUCACCUUUGAAGUGAAGUUCUUGUGAAAAUUGCAUAGCUGCGAUUUGAAAUUUGAUACCCAAUAAGGCAGGGAUGCCUCGAAGCAGGUCGCGCUCGCUGUCCCACCGGAGGCGGUACUCGCCGUCCCCUGUCAGUCACCGACGCAGCAGGAGGAGCAGAAGGGACCGCAGCCGCUCCCCUUAUUCCAAUUCUCACACCAGGAGAAGAAGUCGUUCUAGCUCCCCACGUCGCCGUCGAAGUCGUACACCAACUUUGAGGCGUCGCAAAAGUCGGUCUCCAACACCAAGACGAUCCAGGAGACAAAGAAGUAGGAGUUCCUCAUUGUCUCUAGUGCGCAGGUCUCACAGUCCAAGUCUUGCUCCAGUUGACCAUAGGAAUGCCAUUGAUAAAUCUAAAAUAGCAGAAGAAGAAGAAAAGAAACGGCGUCAGCAAGAAGCCGAACUGAAACUUUUGGAAGAAGAGACUGCAAGGAGGAUGGAGGAAGCAAUUCGGAAAAAUGUUGAGGAGAGGUUGAAUUCGGAGGAAGUUAAGUUGGAAAUUGAGAGGCGAAUAGAAGAAGGUCGCAAGAAAUUGUUUGAUGAUAUUGCUGCUCAACUUGAAAAAGAAAAGGAAGCUGCCCUUAGUGAGGCAAGGCAGAAAGAGGAACAAGCUCGAAAAGAGAGAGAGGAGCUGGAUAAGAUGCUUGAAGAGAAUCAAAGAAGGGUGGAGGAAUCUCAAAGAAGAGAAGCUUUAGAACAGCAGCGAAAAGAGGAGGAGCGGUAUCGGGAGCUGGAGCUGAUUCAAAGACAGAAAGAGGAGGCUGCUCGAAGGAAGAAACUAGAAGAGGAGGAAGAACGUGCAAACCAGCUGUUGGGUAAGAACAAACAUCGGCCGAAGUGAUACGUUGAGGUCCUUAGCCCUAAAAAUGUCAUCUAAGGGGCUUGACUGCAGAACUUUAAUGUUUAUCUUUCAUAAGCAAGGGUCUGCCCUCUUGAAGUUAAUCCUGUUCUUGAGUCUCUGAUUUGAAAAUAUCAUUAAAAACUGUUGGGGUUACCUGCUCUUUGAUCUCAGUUUGGUUCUCUGUUGAGAUUAAGACAUUGGUUUGGGAUGGACUAGCUAUUGAACAAAAACUGCGGAUGAAACAGGCCUUCUGAGUAAAAUAUUUAUCAACAGAAAGUAAAAUAAUUACUUUCCAAGAAUAAAGUAAUUUUCUUUAUUCACA